AUGAUCGUCGAAGAAUUAAGAUCUAUAUUUUCUAAUGAUAAAAGUAAUAUUAAAUUUGAUUUCGAAGGAUUUGUUAAGACUGAAUUAGGAUUAGUUCUUGAUAAGACACCAAAAUCACAAUCACAACGAAAACAACAAAUCUACAAUAAUGAAGUUUGUCAAGAUUUUCUUCGAGGUAUAUGUAAACGUGGAUCAUUUUGUCGUUACGUUCAUUCCACCAAGAAAUUGGUAGUUUGUAAACAUUGGUUAAGAGGUCUUUGUAUGAAAGGAGAUGAACAAUGUGAAUUUUUACAUGAAUAUAAUUUAAAGAAAGUUCCUAAAUGUAUUUAUUAUAUGUUAUUCGGAGAAUGUAUGACACCCGAUUGUAUUUAUUCUCAUGAAGAUGAGAUAUGUGACGAUUAUUUACAUGGAUUUUGUAUUAAAGUACUAACUCAUAUACGUUGCAGUUUGCCUCUCCAGAUCAGCUCAAAAGUCGAGAAAGAAGCUUAUAAUGUAUUUCUUGACCAAAACGAGUCAACUGGAUGUAGAUUUCUCUGUAAAACAAAAAAUGUCUUGAUUGGCGAUAUGACAUAUCCUGUACAUCAAAGUGUUGUUUUUCGUUUAAUUAAAUACUUUGAAGUUUCCAGAGGUGGUGUAGAUGAUGAUCCAAAUGGUGGUAUCAAUAAUGGUCCACCAAUAGAUUUUGCAUUUCAAUCAUAUAAGAAAAUAUACUCUAGUUCUACUUGA
This is a messenger RNA of Diversispora eburnea, 726 nucleotides long. The record is from the annotation of a GenBank genome assembly. NCBI's taxonomy places the organism in Eukaryota, Fungi, Glomeromycota, Glomeromycetes, Diversisporales, Diversisporaceae.